This is a messenger RNA of Lodderomyces jiufengensis, 2052 nucleotides long. RefSeq names its product DNA-directed DNA polymerase eta (gene RAD32). Bases 1 to 2052 code for a protein of 683 amino acids. Gene Ontology annotation, cellular component: replication fork; nucleus; site of double-strand break. Gene Ontology annotation, biological process: error-prone translesion synthesis; response to radiation. NCBI's taxonomy places the organism in Eukaryota, Fungi, Ascomycota, Pichiomycetes, Serinales, Debaryomycetaceae. Gene Ontology annotation, molecular function: DNA-directed DNA polymerase activity; damaged DNA binding. The record is from RefSeq and is a predicted model, not a curated record. The transcript has a single exon.
AUGUCUGUUAAGGCACCAAGACCUACAAAUAGACAACCACUAAUAACGAAUCCACUACCUAAUUCUCAAUUUACAUUUAAAGAUCUAAAGAAUUUAAAUGAUCCACAAAUUUCAUAUUUACUGCCCUUAUCAGUAAUUUCAUUAAUUGAUUUAAAUGCAUUUUAUGCACAAGUUGAAACAGUUAGAUUAGGAUUAUCAGAUGAAGAUCCCGUAGUAUGUCAACAAUGGCAAUCAAUAAUUGCUGUAAGUUAUGCAGCAAGAAAAUAUGGUAUAAGUAGAUUAGAUACUGUUCUGUCAGCAUUAGCAAAAUGUCCUAAUUUGAUUUGUGCACAUGCAGGAGCUUAUAAAAAGGGAAAUAGUCAUUGGGCAUAUUAUGAAGAAAAUCCAAGUCCUGUUGAUCACAAAGUUAGUUUGGAUACUUAUAGAAGAGAAAGUAGAAAGAUUUUAAGAAUUAUUCAACAACAUUUUGAUUUAGUUGAUAAAGCAAGUGUUGAUGAAAGCUAUGUUGAUUUAGGUAGACUGAUUUUUGAAAUUAUGUUAGAAAAAUUCCCAAUAUUAAACGAGUACAAUAAUGAUGACAGAAUUGAUAGUAUAAUGCCAAGAAUUCCUGACAUACUACCAAUAGAAUUACAAUGGGAAGGAUAUAUAGCUGAAUCAGAAUCAGAAAUGAGUAAUGUAAAUCCAGAUGAUUCUAAAUCAAAACCAUCAAAACCAAUAAUUCAAGACUGGGAUGAUAUAACACUACUCAUUGGAUCACAAUUAUUAUUGACACUACGACAAUCAAUUUUUAAAGAAUUAGGAUACACAACAUCAGCAGGAUUAGCAAGAAAUAAAUUAGUUGCUAAAUUAGCUGGUGGCUUUAAAAAACCAGAUGAUCAAACUAUAAUAAGAAAUUGUUCCAUAAAUAGAUUUUUAAAUAACUUUGAAUUAACUGAUAUAACUGGAUUAGGUGGAAAAUUAGGUGAUUCUUUAAUUAAUAAAUUUGAAGUACCACCAGAAAGAAAUUCUAUAGCAUAUAUUAGAGAAAAUUACGAUUUAACUGCUAUAAAACAAGAAAUGAAAGAUGAUUUAGAUUUGGCUAAUAAAUUAUAUAAAAUAGUAAGAGGUUUGUAUCCUUCUGAAUUAAGUUAUAAAGUUGAUGUUAAAUCAAUGACAUCUACAAAAAAUUUUAGGGAUAAUUCACCUUGGUCAAUGAAUGAUGCUUAUGAAUGGUUGGUCGUAUACGCAGGUGACUUAACCAAUAGGAUACAGGAUUUAGACAACGAAUCAAUUGAAUUAUCAAACACAAGAUUAUCGAAAAGGGAUAAAGGUGUAUUAAAACGACCCAAAACUAUAACUAUUGGUGUAAGAUCAACAGCAUUUGUUCGACAAACGAGACAAAUGCCAUUACAAUUUCAUAAAGAUUUAAACAAAAUGAGAGAAACAAUUCAAGAGAGUGCUUUCCAAUUGCUAAGAGAAUAUAUGGAAAAUAAUACAAAUUUAUUAAAACUAAAUCCAAAUUAUAAAUCAAUAAAAGAUUUAUAUAAUGAUGAUCCUAAAAAAUGUAAAAUUAUGAAAAUGCAAAAUAUGUCAUUAACAGUUUCAAAUUUUAUUGCCCUUAAUGAUAAUUCAUUAAUUGAAACUUUUACCAAAAAGUCAUCAACAACUAAAAAUAAUCAAAAUGGAAAUUCUGAAUUAAUUGAAAUUAAUAAUCAAAUGAGGAAAAGAAAGUUAGAUAAAGAAACAACUAUCAUACCUGAAAAGAAACCUAAAACAUUAACUGAUAAAGAUAAACAAACUAUAUCAAGUUUGUUUGAAGAUUAUGAAAAGGGAAACAAUAAUAAUCAACCUCAAUCUUCUACAUUAAAAAUUAAACAUUCCCUUAAAAAGUCCCCUCCAUCAUCAUCAUUGGAUUUUUUCAGAACAUUAACCAAAAAGAAACCCACAAGUUUAUUAGAUGAAUUAAUUAAAACCAAGAAAUGUCCUAAAUGCAAUGAUCUUCAAAUUACUGAUCCAAUUGAACAUAAUGAUUAUCAUAUAGCUAUUGACUUAUCCUCUAAAUGGAAUAACUAA